AUGGCCAUGCGGUCCGUGGGGCCUGAACAGGCAGCACCUAGACCCAAGAAGCGACGUAUCCCCAUGCCACAGCAGCGGCCACUCCCCACCACGUCAAAGUUGACUCUCGGAGAAACUGGCGGCUUAUUUGACGAUCACACACGUUCCCAAUACGUUGUGGAUUUAAGCCCGGCAGCAAGUCAUAAUGGCAACAUCCUGUAUAAUUCUACCAAAGUGACUGCAAAUAACGAAAGACCGAGAAGACCCAGCGACCCUUUCACCAUCGCCAUCAUCUGCGCCUUGCGUUGCGAACUCGAGGCUGUUAUAGAAGUUCUCGAUAGUCCCCCAAUCUUCGAGCCGCACGACGGGGAAGACUAUGCUUUCCUAUCUGUGCGUCUGGCUAGCCGCAGGGUAUUACUUCUGGCACCUCCUAACAUUGGUGUUCUUGAUACUGCACUUGCUGUACAGCACUUAAAAAACAAAUUCGGGAAGAUAGAACUAGUCCUUCUUGUUGGAAUCUAUGGUGCUAUAGCUAUACCUGGUAAAGAUUCCCAAUCUAUAUUCUUUAGUAACAUUAUUAUCAGCGACUUAAUCACUAAAUACAUCCACGCAGCUGGAAUGCACCUGCAAGGCGUCAAAUAG
Molecule: messenger RNA, 621 nt
Organism: Talaromyces rugulosus
Lineage: Eukaryota; Fungi; Ascomycota; Eurotiomycetes; Eurotiales; Trichocomaceae
Exons: 2
Coding region: 1-621 (206 amino acids)
Biological process (GO): nucleoside metabolic process
Molecular function (GO): catalytic activity
Source: RefSeq, a predicted model, not a curated record